This is a messenger RNA of Pantherophis guttatus, 5527 nucleotides long. RefSeq names its product pleckstrin homology domain containing A2 (gene PLEKHA2). The record is from RefSeq and is a predicted model, not a curated record. NCBI's taxonomy places the organism in Eukaryota, Metazoa, Chordata, Lepidosauria, Squamata, Colubridae.
UUUUUGUUUCUAAGCUUCUUGCCAGUAGUCACAAAGAUGCCAUCAUUUGACUAGCCUGGCCUUGAAUUGUUUUUUUUUUUCCCUCCCAAUUUUUAUGGGGGACUAGGGCAUAAAUUAAAUUUAGAUGAGCAUUUUGGGAUUUGCUCUUGGCACGGAUUUCCAGCUGCUUCAGUGGAGUCCUCUCAGCCUGCAAAAAAAUAACAAAUUUCAGGAGAAAAUUGCUUCAUCGUUCUUUUUAAAGCAGAGGGUUUUUUUUUUCCAAAGUUGAAGUCCACGUGUCUUCAAUUUGCAUUUUUUCACUUGCUGUUCCUGGUGGAUUUUCUCGGCUGGCACAAGGAGGAUGGCUCUUCUGCUUUUGUGAGGCGUGCAUUGAUGUUUCCCUGUGGAGAGCCUGCAAAGAGAAAGUAACUGCGAUCUGGUUAUUAGAAUGUUAGACUUCAGAUUAACUUGCCAGUUGGCUGUGAAGAUUGCUGGUGGAUGUUGAAUCCGUUGCGUGCUCUCUCCGUUUAUCCUGAUCACUCUUAGAGAUUUGUUGUGAAAAGAGGGAUGCUAGCAGUGCCUCGGAAUGCCUUAUGUAGACCGUCAGAAUCGAAUUUGCGGAUUCCUGGAUAUUGAGGAUAAUGAAACCUGUGGGAAGUUCCUGCGUCGGUAUUUCAUUCUGGAUACCAAAAUCAACAGCCUUUUGUGGUACAUGGACAAUCCUCAGAAUCUGGCUGUAGGCUCAAAAGCAGUAGGAUCUCUACAACUGACCUACAUCUCUAAGGUCAGUGUGGCUCCCCCCAAACAAAAGCCGAAAACACCACACUGUUUUGUUAUCAACGCCUUGUCUCAGCGCUAUGUCUUGCAAGCAAAUGACCAAAAAGAUCUCCAAGACUGGGUGGAAGCGUUGAACACCGCCAGCAAGAUUACGGUACCAAAGCAUGGAAGUUUGUCACUAGCCACAGAAGCGGAAAGGCAUCCAUAUAAGACUGAAAUCAUUGGAGGAGUUGUCGUGCAGACACCUAUCUCUGUCAACCAGAAUGGAGGAGAUGGCUCUGAAGGCCACGAGCUUUCGUCUCACCCUUUGUUGAAGCGGUCCCAGAGUUACAACCCCGCUACCAAAACCCCAGUGGGACCACUAGUCCUCAAGAGCGGCUACUGUGUGAAGCAGGGGAACGUAAGGAAGAGCUGGAAACGCCGUUACUUCAUGCUGGAUGAAAUUUCUGUCAGUUAUUUCAAAUGCGAGCAGGAUAAAGAGCCUUUGCGGUCAAUCCUCCUGAAGGAUGUUCUGAAGACUCACGAAUGUCUCGUCAAAUCUGGUGACCUUCUAAUGAGGGAUAAUCUCUUCGAAAUUAUAACAAGCUACCGGACCUUCUAUAUCCAGGCCUACAGCCCUGAAGACAUGAAAAGCUGGAUCAAAGAGAUUACGGGUGCGGUGCAGGCAUUAAAGAGCUGUCCCAGAGAAAUGCCUUUGGUGAGAUCAGUGUCGAUGGAUAAGCGAGGAAGCCCCACCUUAUCCGGCUCCACCACGGCAUCCAUAGCAUGGCUAAAGCAGCGAGGAGAAGAGUCCAAGAUUGGUCACAAAAGUCCUUCCACUUCUUGCUGGUUGCCUUGGGUGCCCGUGCCACAGUUGGAGGAGAAGCAGCUGCCGACGUCCAAGGAACAGGCUGAGGAGCUGAGCAACUCUGGGUUUGCCCCUUUGUCCGCGGAGCGAGAUGCUGGAGAGACCCAGGUCAGGCGUUUCCGACACAGGUCGGAACCCCAGAACUUCAAAGAGCACCGUUUUCUGAUCGACUUGGAUGAUGAAAACAUCAGAACCUCAGACGUGUGACUGUGGAGCAAGGGGGUGAAACAGGCAUUCUGAGGAUGGGAUGUUCUGAAUGAACAAUUGCUAGCUUGCACCAGCUCCAAAUGCAGAGGGGGAACAGAUACUGCAAUAAAGCUAAGAAGGAUCUACACUUCACGUGUGGGUUGCUGAAGUCUUCUCAAGAUCCAGCCUCAUUCAGAGGGUGCCAGAAUGUCCACGAUGGUCCUGUUUCAAGUCGGUUGAGGAUGCCAGAACCAUGUAAAGGAGCUUACCCCGUUCACCAUUGGAAGCUGUUCGUUCCGCCAUCAUUGCUUCCUGUCUGGGAAGGGAAGGGAAGGGAAGACGACAGUCGGAGGCCUUGAUAAACAUGUCGCGUUUCUGUCUGUUUGCUUGUGCAAAAAGGCUUUACUAAGAGUUACCCGGAACAUACAGCAACAUAGUAGAUCUACUCUUUUCUGUUCUGGUAGCAACAAUGGUGCGGUUUUGCUUGAUCGGUGGAUGAAUUGAAGGCAGUUUACCUUGUUUAAUGUUCCAAAGUUUAGGCUAGAAAGAGAGUUUGUAAUCCUUUCCUUUUCCUUUCCUUUCCUUUCCUUUCCUUUCCUUUCCUUUCCUUUCCUUUCCUUUCCUUUCCUUUCCUUCCCUUCCCUUCCCUUCCCUCUUCUUCUUUUCCUUUCCUUUUCCCUUUCCCUUUCCCUCCCCUCCUUCCUUCCUCCCUUUCCUCCCUUCCUCCCUUCCUCCUUCCUCCCUUCCUCCCUUUCCUCCCUUCCUUCCUUCCUUCCUCCCUUCCCUUCCCUUUUCCCCUUCUCUUCCCUCCCUCCUACACUCUUUUCUUUUCCUUUUCCCUUUCCCUUUCCCUCCCCUCCUUCCUUCCUCCCUUUCCUCCCUUCCUUCCCUUCCUCCUUUCUUCCCUUCCCUUUUCCCCUUCCCUUCCCUCCCUCCCUCCCUUCUUUCCUUUCUCUUAAAGACGAUAGUCUCAGAUGAUAAUAUGAGAUUCUGGUACUUACCUGAGUUACAACCAAGUUAAGAUUUUGAGCUCCUCAUGAUAUAAUUGUUUGUAGCAGAUAGCUUGGCUAUCAAAAAAGCAACAUGGCAGGGUGAAAAACAUCACCCAACAAAUUCUAAGAACAUUCAACAGCAGGCUGGCGAUAAGGUAUACAUAAAAUCUAUACCGAAGAAAGGAAUUUUCAAGAAAUUGGAGAGAGGAAACAGAGCAAGGACAUCCUCGUUGAAAUAGCAUCUUGUUUCAGCCCUUCUCUGGGGGUCUGUGCGACUGUGAAAAAAAUAAUAAUAAUGGAGGUACCAAAAGGUUUUUUUUUCCAUAGUGAAUGUCAAAUGAUACUUUGAGCAAUGAGGUUGUCAUAUGCUGAGCAGAUAUUGACACCUAGAACUGAGUAAUUCUUUUAAUGACUGCCUAGGAUUCAUGAAGAUUUUAAAGUGGGGUCUUUCCUGGUAACCUUUGGAUCCUGGGGACCUGGGAGGGGGUGCAAGUCGGUAGUAUCCCCUGACGCUUCGAUCUAUUGUGAUGGGAGUGGAGAUGAACAUCUUGCAAGGAGCAGGAAGGUGUAGGUCUCAUUUAGCCUUUGCAAGACUGCUUCCUCCUCCUUCGGCAAUUCCAAGGACAGCUGAGCUUGGAGGGCAGAGGAAAUUUAAUUCAGAAAACGUGGGAGUCGGGAAUACCUGGCUGUCCCACCAAGGAGGAGAAAAGUUGAUCAAGAGGAGAACAGAACCGAAGAACCACCCUUCCAAAACAAAGUCCAGCUUCUUUGCUUCCUACUCAUCUUACGUCUUUCCCAAAGUGGGACUUUACAAGCUCUGGCUACCGUGAUUUCAUUUCAGGAAGGUUAUGUUGAAUGAAGAUGAGUUCCUAGUCUGUACUAAAUCAGCAGGUAGAAGAUACAGGAAGUUCUGAAUGGUAGAGUAGAAGCAGGAGGAAAGCUCUCCUAAAUACAGGGGUCGGCUGCUGGGGGUUCACAGGGGUUCGGGAGAACCUCUAGCUAAGAUUCUGUGCAGUUAGGAGAACCCCCAAAUCCCACUGGCUGGCCCUGCCCAACCCGCCCCUCCCAGGAGUCCCCACGCAGCCCAUUUUGGAUGCAGGUAAGUGCAGGGCAUGCAUAGAAGCUCGGGGAGGAUGAAAAACGGGCCUACCGAAAGUUAGGGAAGGCCGGAAACGGGCCCAUUUCCAGCCUCCGGAGCCUGGGGAGGCUGUUUUUGCCCUCCCGGAGGCUCAAGAAAAGCCUCUGGAGCCUGGGGAGGACAAAAACGCCCCCCCUCCAUGGUGCAGGAGGCCAACAUGGCCACACCCACCAAGCAAUCAGGUAGAGAACUCCUUGCUAAAUUUUUUGAAGCUCAUCCCUGCCUAGAUAGAUCUAUUAUUUCCUGGUACUGUGGUUCCAUCUUACUCAAGCUUGACGGUCUCUCCUUAAAGAAAACAAUUUCAGGGGACGCUGCGAGCACAUCAGUGGCGGUACAGAUUUGCAACGGAAAAUGCGCAGUGCUAAUUUUGCCUUCCGAUAGUUGACAGGAAGCACGCUUUGGAGCAGAUGAGGAGGAAGCCCACUCCCCGUUUUGAGCCAUAGGCUUACGGUUAAAUUCCUGUGUUCAAUUGUGCAAAGACUACUGCUCUCUCGCAAAAUGUGUGAAUGUCUGUGAUACCAAGAUUCUCAGGUGGGCAUCCUUUUGUACUUCGGUUCAUUCAGGAAUAAGACUUUUCUUUUGUUUGUUUGUGUGUUGUUUUUUAAAAAAAUAAGAUGCAGUAUGAUCUCUCCUAUUGAGCCAGAUGGGUUAUUUUGCUGUUGCUUCCAGAUUCCUGCCAAGCAUUUGGCAAAAAUAACACUUGCUUGAGAUGUGAGGCUGUAGGUGACUUCGAAUCCCCUAAUCAACGUGGGUACUGGAAGGGAAGAAUAGUGGCUGAAAUAAUCUGCAUUGUUCUUACCUCCUCAAAAGAAAAAAGUGGCAACCUUUAUAAUUUAAGGAAAUUGAAAUCAUUUGCAUCUUUUUUUUUUUUCCCCUUUCGGAUGUCAUCGAAUUCUUGCGAUGGGCAUAACUUCAUCCGGAGCCUUUUGUGAAGGCUGUUAUUCACACUUGAAAGGAAGCUGCUAAAAUCAUUUCAGACAGGGGUAUCAAACUCAAGGCCCGCGGACUGGAUCCGCCCCACGGACUUCUUAGAUCUGACCCGCGGGGUCACCCUGGAAACAGCAAAGGACUGGCCCCUGGUGCUUCGGCCAGUGAAAAUGGAGAUCAGGAGGACCGCAAGUGGCUCUCCCGAGCUCCGUUUUCGCUCGCCGAGGGUUGCAGGAGGCCGUUGCAGCCGAAAACGGAACUCGGGAGCCUGUUAUCGCUGGCAGAGUGCUCGGGCCACCACAGGAGCCCCCGACACGAGUGACGUUGAGCUGGCCACGUCAACCCCGGUCACGCCACACCCCCGCCCUUCCGGGAUCAAACACAACCCUGAUGCGGCCCACAAUGAAAUCGAGUUUGACACCCCUGAUUUAAGAGAUCAUGCUGUUUUUUGGUUUUAACCUUGAUAACACAGAGGCGAGGAAGAAGGAGUAAUUAAAGCAUUAUGCUGUGGACCACCUGAUUGUUUUUUGACACCCUCUGGAAGGCGUGCUUAUUACUGCAAAGUUAAAUGGGGUUUAAUCCCCCGAUCAAUAGACCCACAAUUACAGCUUUCAUCCACUUCUUUGCUCUGGAGAUUUUUUUUUUUUUAGCCGUUGUUAAUACAUAAAAUUAUGACCAGAA